Molecule: messenger RNA, 1596 nt
Organism: Dipodomys ordii (Ord's kangaroo rat)
Lineage: Eukaryota; Metazoa; Chordata; Mammalia; Rodentia; Heteromyidae
Gene: Matcap1
Product: KIAA0895-like ortholog
Exons: 7
Coding region: 115-1515 (466 amino acids)
Source: RefSeq, a predicted model, not a curated record
AAAGAAGCCAUCGAGAAACUGGGACCCCCUAAACGCCAGGAAGGCUUCCCGGAGGAGAGGUUGGCAGUGUGGGGAAGUUGGAACAACCCGGCUGGAUGCAACCCCCAGGACAGAAUGGUGCUGGAUUCAGGGGCUCAGGUGUAUGAGCAGGCCCCCCUCAGCCUGCCCAGUCCCUUGUCCCAGAGCCAUAGGCUGAAGCCCUCAGACCAAGAUGGGCCACCCCUGUGCUCCUGGCCUCAGUCGCUGGCUCUGGCAGUGCCCCCAGCACUGCAGCCCCAGACUGAGUGGCAGACCUUCUCAAAGCAGCACUCGGACCACCGUGGCCACAUGCGUCGUAGCGAGAGUAUCUGCACUGUAAAUAGUGUUGGUGGACGAGGCCGUGGCACCCAGGGACUGGCCUCAUCCAGGCGAGGACUGGACCCAGGUGGAGGCACCCUGCGGUCUGCAGCCUCCCUACCCCACAUUGCUAAGACUCGAAAAGAUGCAAGCAAUGGUACGUCCAAGAGCCCUUGCAUGUUGGUGGCUCUUCGGCCAACCAAUAUGGACCAUGAGCGGAGUAAGUUCUUCCAGUCCAAUUACACCUACAAUCCACAAUUCCAGUACCAGGAGCCCAUGCCCACAGCUGUGCUGGAAAAAUACCGCGAAGCCUCUGGACAGUUCAUCCAACAGGCUGUUGGCAUCAUUGAGGCUGUCCUGGAGAAGUUUGGCACCUAUGAACACUUUGAGGCCUCCACGGGUGGCCAGCUGUUGACCAAGUGCCAGAUCUGGUCCAUUGUGCGCAAAUACAUGCAGAAGGAGGGCUGUGUUGGGGAGAUUGUGGUACAGCUGAGUGAGGACCUGCUAUCCCAGGCAGUGAUGAUGGUGGAGAACAGCCGACCCACCCUGGCCAUCAACUUGACUGGAGCCCGCCAGUACUGGUUGGAGGGCAUGCUGCGACACGAGAUAGGUACCCACUACCUGCGGGGUGUGAACAACGCUAGACAGCCCUGGCGUAGUGCCGAGGGCCGGCUGCAGUAUGGUCUUCGGCCAGCCAACCCCACGGAGGAGGGCCUGGCCAGCCUGCACAGCGUGCUGUUCCGCAAGCAGCCGUUCUUGUGGCGCGCAGCCCUGCUCUACUACACCAUCCACCGCGCCGCGCACAUGUCCUUCCGCCAGCUCUUCCAGGACCUGGCGCGCUACGUGCAGGACACCAAUGUGCGCUGGGAGUACUGCGUGCGUGCCAAGCGGGGCCAGACCGACACCUCCCAGCCUGGCUGCUUCAGCAAGGACCAAGUGUACCUGGACGGCAUUGUGCGCAUUCUGAGGCAUCGCCAGACCAUUGAUUUCCGGCUGCUGACCAUUUUGGGCAAGGUCUCCUAUGAAGAUGUGGACCAUCUGCGGCCCUAUGGAGUACUAGAUAAGACCCGUGUGCCUCACUUCAUGCAGGACUUGGAACGCUACAGGCAGCAGCUAGAGUACAUCAUGACUACCAACCGGCUGGAUGAAGCAGAGCUAGGUCGUCUGCUGCCUGAGUGAUAUUGGUUGAGGGCAACAAGCAGAAGCCCUGGACAGAGGUCUCUAGGUUGGCCCCCAGAACACGAAGCUGUCUGCUCUGUG